AUGUACCUCCUGUUUUUCUGUAAGCAGAGUUGGCUGCGCCAGCACACAAUUGAAUCUGGCGUCUGGGAAGUGAAGAUACAGCGGAGGGCUCUCCCAACCACGCAGAAUGCCAACGUUGAUUUAUUAACUUCAACAGAAGUGCCCAAAGCUCGCGUUAUCUAUCAAAAUGAUGGCUCUUUUGACUUUAGUACCAUGCCGCUCUUCAUUCCGACGAUGACAAACGAGGAGCCUACACCGUCAAAUGGCAUCGAUUUUGGCGUCAUUGCUCAAUUAUCUCCUAACGAAGAAAAUUUCAAUACAUCUAAUGGAAUUGACAACAAUAUUACGGGCAACAUUGAAGCCGUGGAGGCGAGCCUCCGGUUAAAAGACGUCACAUUUCUAGUGGGGUCACAAAGCUGUCCAAACCUGAUUUUAUCUCUCUACUGCAAUGGCCACUUGGAUGAGGAUACAGAAUACAGGUUUGACCAGAAUACAUUCAACGUUUCUCCUUACUCCUAA
This is a messenger RNA of Protopolystoma xenopodis, 498 nucleotides long. Lineage: Eukaryota; Metazoa; Platyhelminthes; Monogenea; Polystomatidea; Polystomatidae. The record is from the annotation of a GenBank genome assembly.